Messenger RNA from Sinocyclocheilus rhinocerous, 620 nucleotides. RefSeq names its product succinate dehydrogenase [ubiquinone] iron-sulfur subunit, mitochondrial-like. The record is from RefSeq and is a predicted model, not a curated record. Lineage: Eukaryota; Metazoa; Chordata; Actinopteri; Cypriniformes; Cyprinidae. Gene Ontology annotation, molecular function: 2 iron, 2 sulfur cluster binding; electron transfer activity; oxidoreductase activity. Gene Ontology annotation, biological process: aerobic respiration; tricarboxylic acid cycle; respiratory electron transport chain. The coding region runs from base 51 to 620 and encodes 189 amino acids. The transcript is spliced from 6 exons. Gene Ontology annotation, cellular component: mitochondrial membrane.
UACUGCAGAGCAACGCCGAGACACCGGCGACGUGACGCCACAUCCGGGUCAUGCGAGCUCGUCAGCGUGCUGCUGGAGGAGCGCAGGGUCAGAUUGACGCGAACAUGGCCGCGGUGUGUUUCUCCUUGAGCCGCUGCUGCGCCGCCGGUCACCGAGCCUCGAUCACGGCGGUGCGGUUCGCGCAGACAGCGUCCGCGGUUCAGCCCAGAAUCAAGAGCUUCCAGAUCUACCGCUGGGACCCGGACCGCGCCGGAGACAAGCCUCGCAUGCAGACGUACGACAUCGACCUGAACACCUGCGGGCCGAUGGUUCUGGACGCGCUCAUCAAGAUCAAGAACGAGAUGGACGGCACGCUGACCUUCAGACGCUCCUGCAGAGAGGGAAUCUGCGGGUCUUGCGCGAUGAAUAUCAACGGUGGAAACACUCUGGCGUGUCUGAACAAGAUCGACACUAACACCAGCAAGGUGUCGAAGAUCUACCCGCUGCCGCACAUGUAUGUGGUCAAAGACCUGGUGCCGGACAUGAGCAACUUCUACGCUCAGUACAAGUCCAUUAAAUACUCGAACUCAGGUCAGAGGUCACUGAUCUGUCGUCAAUCAUCACCUGAAGAACGCUACUGA